AUGGCUGUGGGCUCUCCCUCCCCUACCUUCCCUUCCCUUCUCCGCCAUCGCCAUCAUCUGUGCUGGACCCUGCUUCUCGCUGUGUCUUCUCACCAGACUUUCGGAAUUAAGCGAUUCCUGGCCAAGAAACAAAAGCAAAAUCGUCCCAUUCCCCAGUGGAUUCAGAUGAAAACUGGUAAUAAAAUCAGGUACAACUCCCAAAGGAGACACUGGAGAACAGCCGAGCUGGGUCUGUAGGGAAUUGCACGGGAGAUGGCACACAUAUUUAUGCUGAAGGUCAUACCUGAAGGUCACAAUCACAUUACCAUAUCAAGCUGGAAAUGUCACCACGAUCUGGAGAGUUGAACAUGUUUUAUUGGGAAUAAAUUUUUUCUUUUUUCUUUUCUUUUUUUUUUUUUUUGAGACAGAGUUUGCUCUUG
This is a messenger RNA of Nomascus leucogenys (northern white-cheeked gibbon), 419 nucleotides long. Its product is annotated as 60S ribosomal protein L39-like. Bases 1 to 237 code for a protein of 78 amino acids. The transcript is spliced from 2 exons. Gene Ontology annotation, molecular function: structural constituent of ribosome. The record is from RefSeq and is a predicted model, not a curated record. Gene Ontology annotation, cellular component: cytosolic large ribosomal subunit; ribosome. NCBI's taxonomy places the organism in Eukaryota, Metazoa, Chordata, Mammalia, Primates, Hylobatidae. Gene Ontology annotation, biological process: translation.